GGGGCCGGGGCACUUGUUCAGUGCGUAAGAUGCGAUAAGUUGCAGUGGCGCCGGAGUUCAUAUUCAAUAUUGAACGACAAUGACUACGUUGGGACCAUGGCUCGGUGGGCGUCGUGGAGGGUUCGACAAUGGCUUCUUUGGCGAUAUACGGAACCCUUUCGACUUGGGGUCCUCCGGCUGGGGCAAAGGUGACCGUGACGAUGAUACUUCCGUUCUCGCCCAGACUAACGUUGAUUGGCGCGAGACCGACAAUGCUCAUAUCUUCCGUGCUGAUCUUCCCGGGGUGAGGAAGGAAGAGCUGAAGGUCCAGGUGGAAGAGAACAACAUAAUUGAGAUAUGCGGGGAGCGGAGCAAGGAAGAAGAGAACAAGGGCGAUACUUGGCACCGAGUUGAGAGGCGACGCGGUAGCUUCAUGAGGCGAUUCAGGCUGCCGGAAAAUGCCAACAUGGCUGAGAUCAAGUGUAAGUUGGAAGAUGGAGUGCUCACUGUAACAGUGCCCAAGAAGGAGACGGAACCAGUGAAGAAGAAAGUUAGGGCCAUAGACGUAGCCUAAGCUGCUCUUGUAGUUUCUUAUAUAUACACUUACUAUGCGGUAUGCGCUAUGUACUUCGAUUAAAAUAAACGACUAAAAGAGUUACCCCAGUCA
Messenger RNA from Nelumbo nucifera (sacred lotus), 646 nucleotides. RefSeq names its product 16.9 kDa class I heat shock protein 3-like. The record is from RefSeq and is a predicted model, not a curated record. Lineage: Eukaryota; Viridiplantae; Streptophyta; Magnoliopsida; Proteales; Nelumbonaceae.